GCCACCGUGUACCGAGCGCAACUUUUUGGAAUAUUGGUCACAGCAAAUUUUAUAUAGAAUGUCAGAUAGUGAAGAUGAUGAUGAUUUUUCCGGAGAUGAGGGGGAAGAUUUAGACCAGGCUAAUAAUGAAGAAAGUAGUGAAGAAGAAGUAAAUGAUGAGUAUGAUGAAGAUGAGGAAGAUGAUUAUGAAGAUGAAUCUGGUCCUAAAAAAAAGAAAAGAAAACCAGCCCAUGGUGGAUUUAUUAUAGAUGAAGCAGAUGUAGAUGAUGAUGCAUAUGAUGAUGACGAAACAGAAGCAGAACCAGGAUUUACAGAACCAACAAAUGAAGACAGCAUGCAUGCAGCAGAAGAUGUUUCGAGAUCAAGAAAGCUUCAUAAUCUAUGGGGAAAUGAAACUGUUGAAGACAUUGCUGAGUAUUACAAAAAGAAGUAUGCUGGCUCAGACAAAGAGAGAUAUCUUGAUGAAGAAUAUGAAACACCUGCAGAAAUAGAACAACAAAGCUUAUUACCUGAUGUUAAAGAUCCGAACCUGUGGAUGGUUAGAUGCAGGAUGGGAGAAGAAAAGCAAACUGUGUUUGCACUUAUGAGAAAAUUCAUAACACUUCAAAGUUCUGAAACGCCACUUCAAAUUAAGUCAGCCAUUGCUGUCGAAGGUCUGAAAGGUUACAUUUACAUUGAAGCAUACAAGCAAACACAUGUGAAAGCUGCCAUUGAAGGUUUUGGUGCACUACGAUUGGGCAUUUGGAAGCAGCAAAUGGUUCCUAUUAAUGAAAUGGCUGAUGUACUCAAAGUUGUAAAAGAUAUUGUUCAAAUUAAACCCAAAUCAUGGGUCAGGAUAAGAAGAGGGCUUUACAAAGAUGAUAUUGCCCAGGUGGACUAUGUCAAUACUGCUAGAAAUCAAGUCAGUUUAAAACUUAUCCCAAGAAUAGACAUGGAAUUAGUCAAAGAGCAAAGUGAGGAAAGAGUAAAUUCAGAUUUAAAGAGAAAGCGAAGACCUCGUCCACCUCAGAAGAUGUUUGAUAAGGACACUCUUUUUAAAAAUGGAGGGUUAGUCACAACUGAUGGCGACUUUAGUAUAUAUAAAAAUAACAGAUAUCGCGGAGGUUUUCUAUACAAAACAAUGGCAAUCUCUGCCCUUAUUACUGAUGGUGUAAAGCCAACCCUAUCUGAAUUAGAAAAAUUUGAAGAAUCAGUUGAUGAUGCAGAUUUAGAGUUGGGAAAUAGUAAAGCGAAAGAAGAAAUUGCUCACUCAUUUGCUCCUGGAGACGUGAUUCGUGUUGCUGAGGGCGAGCUUGUUCAUUUAACAGGAAAAGUUUUGACAGUUGAUGGAAAUACUAUUACCAUUAUGCCCCAGCAUGAAGACCUAAAAGAACCAUUAGAAUUUCCUGCUCAUGAGUUAGAAAAAUAUUUUAAAGUUGGCGAUCACGUAAAAGUUUUAAAAGGUUCAUUUGAAGGAGAUACUGGCAUAAUUGUUCGAGUGGAAGACAAUGUUGCUAUUCUUUUUUCUGAUCUUACAUUUCAUGAGCUGAAAGUGAAACCAAAUGAUUUACAACUGUGCAGUGAUAUGAGUACUGGGGUGGAUUCGCUUGGUCAGCAUAGCUGGGGAGAAUUGGUUUCUAUUGAUCGAGAAACUGUAGGUGUUAUAGUACGUUUAGAACGUGAGAGUUUUUCUGUGUUAAACCAACAUGGAAAGGUUGUGCAACUAAAACCACAAGCAGUUACAAAAAAAAGAGACUAUAACUCUGUUGCACUAGAUUCUGAACAGAACCAAAUUCAAGUGAAAGACAUUGUAAAAGUUAUUGAAGGUAAAUUUGAGGGUUUACAAGGAGAAAUAAAGCACUUGUAUCGUGGUAACGCAUUUGUUCAAUCAAAAAUGGUUCUUGAAAAUGGUGGAAUUUUUGUUGUUCGAAGCAAGUCACUUGUACUAGCUGGUGCUGGAAAGGCGAUUUCAAGCAUGUUACCUGGAAUUGGAAACGGAUUUGUUCCAAUGUCUCCUAGAAUUUCAAGUCCUGCACGUGAUGGGCCUGGUGGUGGUGGCGGCGGCGGAAACAAUUUUGAUGGAAGAGGUAAAGGUGAUGGUGGUAGAGGAGGAAUGGGAGGUGGUGGGGGUGGUGGAAGGGGACGUGGUAGGGACAAUUCACUUAUUGGUCAAACAGUGCGCAUUGUACAAGGUCCAUUUAAAGGAUACAUUGGUAUUAUCAAGGAUGCAACAGAUUCUUUGGCAAGAAUUGAAUUGCAUACAAAUUGUAAAACUAUAUCUGUUGAUCGAUCUCGAUUAACUCUAAUCAGUGGCAAAAAUAGGAGUGGAAGCAGUACUUCUUAUGGUCAAACACCUUUGCAUUGGCUAAACCAAACUCCAAUAGGUUCUCGCACGCCAGGCAAUUCAACACCUUCAAUUCAUGAUGGUAAUCGCACUCCUAAUUAUGGUGGUCGAACUCCUUUGCAUGAUCCUUCGCGUACUCCUUCUCACGAUCCUUCACGAACACCUUCGCAUGAUCAAGGCAACCGUACUCCAUCUCAUGUUGGACAUGGUGGUGCAUGGGAUCCAACUCAACCAAAUACACCUGCACGACCAAGCGAUGAAUAUGAAAAUUAUUUUGAUGUAACAGCUUCAUCACCAGGUUUUGGAAAUACACCAAGUCCGCAAACCCCUUCUCAUAGUGCAUAUAACGCUCCGUAUACUCCAGGAACUCCCAUGUCUAAUGUAUUUGGUGGUGACUCUUCAUAUUCACCCAUGCAUACUCCAUCACCUAUCAUUGGAAAUCCACUGACACCAGGAGCAGGAUUAAUGCCAAUGUCGCCAGCAUAUACACCAAAUACUCCUCGAAGUCAGUUUGAUGAUGAGCAUGAUCAUACUGAGAACUUAGCAACAGAUAUAAUGGUGAAAGUAAAUGAUGACUAUCAUGAUCAACGCUACGCUAACAAACGAGCUGCUAUUCGUGCAAUAGAUGACGAUGUUCUAACUUUGCAGAUGUUAGACACAAAAGAAUCCAUUACGUUAAACAACACGGAUGUUGAAAUAGUUCCCCCGGUUGUGAAAGAUCAGGUGAAACUCCUUGCUGGUGCCGAUAAAAAUUAUACAGGGGAACUUAUAAAUAUUGAUGGACCAGAUGGCAUAAUAAGAAUGGACAAAAAAGAUAGCACUUUAAAGAUAUUGCAGCUUCCUCAUCUUGCUAUUUACGUUCCGAAUGAAUAAAUGGAUGUUUAAGUUAUUUGUCAAUAAAAUUAAAAAAAAAAAUUUGUAAUUUUCGAAAA
This is a messenger RNA of Hydra vulgaris (swiftwater hydra), 3255 nucleotides long. RefSeq names its product transcription elongation factor SPT5. Gene Ontology annotation, cellular component: DSIF complex. Gene Ontology annotation, biological process: regulation of DNA-templated transcription elongation; transcription elongation-coupled chromatin remodeling; regulation of transcription by RNA polymerase II. The record is from RefSeq and is a predicted model, not a curated record. Gene Ontology annotation, molecular function: protein binding; mRNA binding. NCBI's taxonomy places the organism in Eukaryota, Metazoa, Cnidaria, Hydrozoa, Anthoathecata, Hydridae.